This is a messenger RNA of Botrytis fragariae, 2193 nucleotides long. Its product is annotated as putative dna repair protein rad26 protein. Lineage: Eukaryota; Fungi; Ascomycota; Leotiomycetes; Helotiales; Sclerotiniaceae. The coding region runs from base 1 to 2193 and encodes 730 amino acids. The record is from RefSeq and is a predicted model, not a curated record. The transcript has 3 exons.
AUGGCUCCUCACGAAGAUGGAGAGAAUAACUUCUCCGAUGAUGAUUUUCUCAAUGAUAUACCAGCAGAUGCCCUAGACGAACUCGAGAAUAAUGCUAUAGCAUUCACCCAAGCCCAGAUUAAAGCCCCUCCUUCUUCUGAUUAUGGGGAUGAGUUUGACGACGAUGAUUUGGAUGAUGCAGUCGUCAUAGAUGAAGCCAGAAGUGCCCCUGCGGUUGUGCCAUAUAUAUCUCGAGACAAUGUAAAUCAGGCUGUUCGACACGAACAAUUUCAACAGCAACUUCAUGGAAAUGCAGAGAUUGUGGACAGGCCAAGAGAUUACAUUGGGCCUGCUCGUCCUCGACAACCAGAUCACUUACCACAGCCAUUUUCAAAUACAAUUUCACGAGAGAACUCGAACCUUUCUCGGCAGGCGACUCAAUCAGUAACGGACGGUGACAAUGAGGCACUUUUAAAACUAGUGCAGGAGUUGCAACAGAAAAACAAAGCUCUCGAGCAAGAAACUCUAUCGAAAAAUGGCGAAAUCUCAAUUCUACGUGGGAAAAUAGACAAAUCAGAAAAGGAAUAUGAACGCACACAAGCAGCGAAAGAGAAGUUACACGCGGAACAGUUAGCAAAACUACAAAAAGAUAGGGAAGCAGCUGAAAUCGCUGCGAGAAAUGCUACAAUCGAGCGUGAUUUCACGAAGCAAGAUUUAUUCGAAGAGACCGAAAGAGUCAAAAGGUUAAACAAAGCAAAAAAUUCUAAGGAUGCACAAGUUAUGACCCCGAAGAAGACAGAGCCAAUGCCAUUCAGGGACGGGUUUGAUGAUGAUGAGAUCGAGCUCCUUUCUCCUAGCAAGAUGUCCCCAUCGAAAUUUCAAAAACGGCAACCUGGAACGCCUUCGAGAGCAGCAAAGCGGAAACGCAAAGCUAAUGACAGCCCUUCAGCUAGUGCUUUAGAUUUGCUGCCUGUUCCAGAUUUACUUUCGCAAGCACAGAAGACUCCAUUGUUGGAUGAAUCAAUAUUAGAGAGACUUGUUCUACAGGAUGACCGAUCGGAUUUCCUUGCGGCCAUGCUAGAUCACCGACCGAACCGUAAUCACUUGAGGACUCUAGAAGCAUUUGGCAAGCAUUCUCUACCAUCAUCCUCAAAUGAAUCUUUUUCAUCCCUGAUUCUUGGAGAAAUGCCCAGGAUCGGUAUGAGAAAGCCUAUUUCCGAAGUACCGGCUGAAUUUUGCUUGUUCCUAAUACAAUUAUGGUCUAAGUGCAUGGAUGAAAGAUGUUACACGCCCAUUUACUUGUUUGUUGACAUUCUCACCUUUGCGCUCGAGUUAAAAACGCUCUCGAUUGUACCGCAUAUCAUUGAUCAACUCAUUCCCCUGGUGCAGAAAACGGCUGAUCUCGUCGCAAUUCCUCGUUUCAAAGGCGAGCCUUGCGAUCCUUAUGAUAAAGACAUUAAUGUAUCCGCUUGCUUAGCUCUGACUCACCUCGCUGCACUGGGCUGCGUUCCUGAACAAGAACAUAUAACCAGAUUUUGGAAAUUGAUGAGGUGGGACUUUGUUCUUCUUAUGCUUAGUCAAAAUCAACCCCCAGCAGAUUUCGAGUGGAUGUUGCGAAUUCUGUCCACCGGUGUUCUGAAAGAUACUUUUGGUAGCAAUCCAGACGAUAGUCCAAAGUUUAGAGCAUCUACAAACGCUGGUCAUAUUAUAGAACGUCUAACAUACCCACUAUUCGAGGUACCUUGCCUACCUAUGAGUGUGGCUAAAGCUGAUCCUGAUGUUGUCCUCAAAUUGCGUCUUCAAAUUAUAUCCUUAAUGACCGGUAUGACUCGAUCGCCCUAUGCUGGAAAUGCACUUGCUUCCCAUCCAACUGCAAUUGGUAGACUCAUCAGUUUAAUAAGCGAUGAAUUAGAUGGCCUAUAUGACCAUAAAUCAGGUCGUGAGGAUAGUGCCCGUCUCAUCAGUCUCGCAACUCGUCUUUUAUUCCACCUGGUCACUCGGUACGAAUUCGAUAUGCAAAAGAAGUUAUCAGUCAUUCGCGGCGGGUCACAAAAGUAUCUUCUUUGUUUGGCUAGACUAAACUUUUCAGAGGAUGACCUGGUUCUCGAGUCAGGUAUUGACCCAGAUAUCCCUGGCUUUGCAUUAGAAAUGUUGGAGAUGGUCGUUACCCCCGAAGAAGGGGAAGCCAUACAAGAAGCUUUGUCGAAUGGAUAA